This is a messenger RNA of Aureobasidium vineae, 1194 nucleotides long. The record is from the annotation of a GenBank genome assembly. Lineage: Eukaryota; Fungi; Ascomycota; Dothideomycetes; Dothideales; Saccotheciaceae.
AUGUCAACCAUGUGGAGUGCUCUCCAGCAAGCUCAAUACAUUGCGCAUCACCGAGCCGUUCUUCAAGCUGCGCACGUUACUUACCGACAAGCUGUCCUCCAGAACAACAUCCAGGGUCAACAGCAAGCUGUCCAGACUGCACAAAAUGCAUACCAAGCCAUCUACCAGAACAACAAUCUCAGCUUCCAGCAGCCUGCCACCCAUCCUGCGCUCCUCAAUCAUACCUUCCAAAACCCUGGCGCACAACAUACCAUUCAGAACCAUGGCUCCCAGCCUCUUGGAAACCCUCACGCCCAUAAUGCGCCUCUGCAGAACCCUGCCAUCCAGAACGUCACCACUGUCCGCCCCAAGGUAAAACCAGCACUGAGCCGCACGAUCUUACUACUACUGACGUUCCCGGCACAGGCCCCAAGACGCAGGCGCACAACCAGAAAGCCCAAACCCAAGCAGCCGUUGAAGGACGUCCCGUUUCCCUUCAUGGAGCUUCCGGUUGAGAUUCGCAUCAUGAUCUAUAGGCUCCUUCUCGAAGAGACAUCCACGAGUCUCACCCUCCUCACCAAGGGCCAAGCAAGUCAGGAGGUAGUUCGACGUGGUUACCUGGAAAAACAACAAAAGGGUCAUAGAGGAAGACAAAUCCUCUUGAAGACAGUCCACAAAGCCAAGGACAAAGACAUUAUCCACCUCCAGCCAGCCGUCCUCCGUGUAUGCAACUCCAUUCACGACGAGGCUAUACCUAUCCUCUACAGCCAGACCCUGGAGUUCGAGCAUCCUGUUGCUCUCCAGAGAUUCCUCUAUACCAUUGGUCAUGACAAUCGUCUCCUACUACAGCACAUUGCACUGCGCGGCUGGCAGCGCGAUGAGUUCGACACGUGGAAGCAUGCAUUCGCGUCUGCUCUUGAGAGACUCUUGUCUGCCCAGAAGAUCAAGAGUAUCCAUCUAGACCGCCACAUCUACUCUCCCAGCGACGGUGUCCCGCACUACCCCAAUGGAUACGAGAAGCUCCCAGUCGACCACUUUAAUGGAUGCGUCGAGUUUUGGGUUCAGAGCAUCAAUGCCGCCAAGGGCAAAGGCACUGCACGAUCUAUCCUCACCUUCGCCGACCGCAACUUUGGUUCGGAGGACGAGAUCGCCCAGGGUGACCAACAGUUCCUGGACCGCAAGAAGACAUUCAUGGAAAAUCUGAAGCUCGAAUGA